Molecule: messenger RNA, 390 nt
Organism: Gongylonema pulchrum
Lineage: Eukaryota; Metazoa; Nematoda; Chromadorea; Rhabditida; Gongylonematidae
Source: the annotation of a GenBank genome assembly
AUGAAUCGACGUAUCAAAACGGCCCGUGCACAGCUGCACCUCCAUCAUAAAAGGCAGAAAUUCAGUUUCACCGAGUCCAUUCAUGCUACGGAUCGAUGCUCAAGUCGAACAUCGCUCGCAACUCUGAAAACGCUGAAAGAGCGCAUUCAGUGCUUACCAAGCUUUGCGCAUCAAAGUAUGCUUGAUCUGAUGGAGGCGAAGCACCGAAAUGGCUCAGCAAAUAGAUGUACCGCAAAGGAUACUGAAUCAUCAAGCUGCUCAGUAAAAUCGCUGAACACACUGCAACUCGUCGACUAUGGUCUUACAAUGUCGGCAACAUCGCCAUUCUUCCCGUCGCGUCAACCUACACCAGAAAUUAUUGAGAUGCAGGAAGGCGAUUUGCUGCUUUAA